CUGGUCAGGCGCUCCGUGGGCUUCUAUGAGGUCCUUCUGAUCGCCAUGUGGUGUUGGAUAAUUCUAGAAGAACGUCAGUGAGACUUCAUCACAAGCGUUACCUGAGCACAGGGCCUGAGAGUGACCCACCAGAGCUCAUUUAUUUGACAUUCAGUGGCUUUGCAAAGACCCGUUACUUAACGUUCAUUUAUAUUAGCUAUUAAGUACUUAAAGAUGUUGUCUGCGGCCAGAACAGCAGCGAGAAACAUGUCAUGCUCUCAGAAAACCUCCAGCAGUGUGUCUGGUCUCAUCAAGAAGGCUUGUUGGAAUGGAUUGACUCAACAAACUCUCCAGUCUUCAGCCAGACGUCAGUAUGCUUCGGAGGCGAUCCGAGGCGCUGUUAUCGGUAUUGAUCUGGGAACCACAAACUCCUGCGUGGCUGUGAUGGAGGGAAAACAAGCAAAGGUCCUGGAAAACGCAGAGGGUGCGAGGACGACCCCGUCAGUGGUGGCCUUCACAUCCGAAGGAGAGCGGCUCGUGGGAAUGCCGGCUAAACGUCAAGCGGUCACCAACCCCAACAAUACUCUCUACGCCACCAAACGUCUGAUUGGACGGCGCUAUGAUGACGCUGAAGUCCAGAAAGAUUUGAAAAAUGUGCCGUAUAAGAUCGUGCGUGCCUCUAAUGGAGACGCCUGGCUGGAAGCUCACGGCAAACUGUACUCGCCCAGUCAGGCCGGAGCCUUCAUCCUCAUGAAGAUGAAGGAGACCGCAGAGAGCUACUUGGGCCAUCCGGCGAAGAACGCUGUUAUUACAGUGCCGGCGUACUUCAACGACUCCCAGAGACAGGCGACUAAGGAUGCAGGACAGAUUGCCGGUUUGAAUGUGCUGCGUGUCAUCAAUGAGCCGACUGCUGCUGCUUUAGCCUAUGGACUGGAUAAGACUCAAGACAAAGUAAUUGCUGUGUAUGAUCUUGGCGGCGGGACGUUUGAUAUCUCGGUCUUGGAGAUCCAGAAGGGAGUUUUUGAGGUGAAAUCCACCAAUGGAGACACCUUCCUGGGUGGAGAAGAUUUUGAUCAGCACCUUCUCAAACAUAUAGUGAAGGAGUUCAAGAGAGAGUCUGGAGUGGAUCUGAUGAAAGACAACAUGGCUCUGCAGAGGGUGAGAGAGGCUGCGGAGAAAGCCAAGUGUGAACUGUCUUCCUCUCUUCAGACUGACAUCAACCUGCCCUACCUGACGAUGGACUCCUCUGGGCCCAAACACUUGAACAUGAAGCUCACGCGCUCCCAGUUCGAAAGCAUCGUGGCGGAUCUCAUCCGCAGGACGGUGUCUCCAUGCCAGAAGGCCAUGCAAGAUGCUGAAGUCUCCAAGAGUGACAUCGGAGAAGUGCUGCUGGUCGGGGGAAUGAGCCGAAUGCCAAAGGUCCAGCAGACGGUGCAGGAUCUGUUUGGUCGGGCUCCCAGUAAGUCCGUGAACCCGGAUGAAGCCGUGGCUAUCGGCGCUGCCAUCCAGGGAGGAGUUCUGGCCGGGGACGUGACGGACGUGCUCUUGUUGGACGUCACUCCUCUCUCCCUCGGCAUCGAGACUCUGGGAGGCGUCUUCACCAAACUCAUCAACAGAAACACAACCAUUCCUACCAAGAAAAGCCAGGUGUUCUCCACCGCUGCUGAUGGACAGACUCAAGUGGAGAUCAAGGUUUGUCAGGGAGAGCGAGAGAUGGCUGCGGACAACAAGACUCUGGGACAGUUCACCCUGGUCGGCAUCCCUCCUGCUCCUCGUGGCGUCCCACAGAUUGAAGUCACCUUCGAUAUCGACGCUAACGGGAUUGUGCACGUCUCCGCUAAAGACAAGGGUACCGGCCGAGAACAGCAGAUUGUCAUCCAGUCGUCUGGUGGCCUCAGCAAAGACGACAUAGAAAACAUGGUCAAGAACGCAGAGAAGUACGCCGAGGAGGACAGGAGGCGGAAGGAUCGUGUGGAAGCGGUGAACAUGGCCGAGGGUAUCGUUCACGACACCGAGUCAAAGAUGGAGGAGUUUAAGGAUCAGCUGCCAGCCGAUGAGUGUGCCAAACUGAAGGAGGAGAUUGUUAAAGUACAGGAGCUCCUGUCGCGGAAGGACGCGGAGACGGGAGAGAACAUCAAGCAAGCCGCCUCAAACCUGCAGCAAGCGUCACUCAAACUCUUUGAGAUGGCAUAUAAGAAGAUGGCGUCAGAGAGGGAAGGCAGCAGCGGCUCGAGCUCAGGAGGAGACAGCGGAGAGAAGAAGGAGGGCCAGCAGUAAAUCCUGUGAGCCUGGAGUUACUGUGGGACUGAACGUUUCUCUGAGCAGCGUACGCAAGAUCUUCUCACACAUACUGUGUUUUUGACAGUAAACUCUACAAAACAAUAUUACCAUGUCUCCUCCUCAUCCACCUCCCUUAAUGUCUAGAAGCUCCGAUUCAUUCGUGUCUGCUGAAAAUAAUCUGCAUCGAUCUUGAAGCAAUGUUGGAUUCAGCCUGAUGAUAGAUACACAUGCUCAUCGUAGACGCGAGCCUUCAGCCUUUCAGACGUGCAUUCCAGCCACCGGCCGCUGUGUUUUGUGUUGUGACGUCUUUAACGCUAUAUCUUUGUGUUUAGAAUAAUGUUUCAAAAACAUUGGCGUGUGUUGUGGAUGAAUGAGGCUGAAUGUGUGUCUGAACGGCUGUAGGAUGUCUAUGUCAGCAAUGGGUAUUUAUAAAAUCAGGACUUCAAGAGAUCAAUGUUUUCUAUUUAAAUACAAGAAUAUCAGUUCUGUCCAUCAGUUCAGCUCUGAAGUUGAGCUGGUUAAUUUGGAGAGUGUGAAACUCAAUCGAAUAGCUGAUUGUUUAAUCUAACUGUCAUAUUUCUUCCUGUUAAAUUUGCUGAUCACACCAGCAGGUUUAUAUAGAGCGCACAUCUACGACAAUAUGACUGUCCUUCCGUAACGGAUGCUGUUAAUGAGGGAUUGAUGGACAGAUAUGUGCUGAUUUGUCGAGUCCACAGGAAACGCUAGUGGAGGUGAAGUUAAUGUCUAACCCACCUUUACUCGUGAUUUGAGCUGGGUUAUUUUUUUAUUUAAACCAGUGUUAUGUGUUGCUGUUAUGGACGAUUGUGAUUUACUUGAAAGAAGCCAAGCUCUGAACGGAGGGCCUUUUCGGUUCAUUGGUCUCAUAACAGCACGAUGUAACACACAAAAGCCCAUCUGCUCUGUGCUGUUCGACACACGACUUUCUGGUUCAUUAAAGAAGAAGAAUCUGUAACCAUAGAAGCUCUGUACAAAGGCUGAUGUUUGUUGAAAAUGUUAAAUGUUUAAAAUGAUGAUUUAAUGGCUUAAAAAAAAUAUAAUAUUCCAAUGCAGUCUUUUAUAAUAAAAAUUUGUGUUUGAAUUCG
Molecule: messenger RNA, 3362 nt
Organism: Pimephales promelas (fathead minnow)
Lineage: Eukaryota; Metazoa; Chordata; Actinopteri; Cypriniformes; Leuciscidae
Gene: hspa9
Product: heat shock protein family A (Hsp70) member 9
Biological process (GO): protein folding
Molecular function (GO): ATP-dependent protein folding chaperone; ATP binding
Source: RefSeq, a predicted model, not a curated record